AUGACCAUGAUGUGGCGAUGCAGAGGCUUCAAGCUCUGCGCCGCCAUCGUCCUCGCACUAAUGGCGGUGCUGUUGAUGAGUAGCGCUUCCGCCGCAGAAACCAGCUGUGGCUUCAGCACCCAGCGCGUGCAGUGCGGCGACUUUGCAUGCGACAAGGAGGCGAAAAUUUGUAUUGCGUGUCGUGCGGACGGCGACUGCUACCCUGGCGCGAUGCGCUGCGACGUGAGCUCGAGGAAGUGCAAGAUGCGCAGCUUCACCUCCCUCUUCGGAGUGCGCACUAUCCUUGCGAUGCUGAGCGUUUUCGUUGUCUGCUCCAUUGCCGUGCUCGCUGGCGUCGGUGGUGGCGGCAUUCUGGUGCCCUUGUUCUGUGGACUAAUGGAGGUCCCCAUGCAGUCCGGAGUGGGGAUGUCACAGUCCGCUAUUUGCGGACAGAGCACGCUCAACAUCUACUUGGCCAUCCAGCAAAGGCACCCCGACUCUAGCUGGGAUCGUCCGUUGAUUAAUUACCAGUAUCUGAGCCUGCUUCUGCCGCUCGGCCUCAUCGGCACCUUAAUUGGUGGAGUUCUGAGUAAGCUCUGCCCUGAUGUGCUGCGCCUCAUCCUUCUCCUUGUGCUGCUCUCCGUUGUGCUGUACCGCAGUUGGGAGACGAUGAAGAAGCAGUACCGGCAGGACACGGACCCGAUGCAUGUGACUGUGGAGGCGAGCGACGCGAAUGCGACGUCGCAUCAAAAGAGCUACGACAGCACUGGCAAGAGUCAGAGCCGCGAGCUGACCGAGACGGCUGGCGGUGCCAAGAAGGUGUUAGGCGAAGACAUCGCGGUUUUGCCGACGCCGGAGCAGAGCCCACCGUCUAUCGAGCGCCCGCCGCAAUCGCAAUACCCGCAGCAGGAGCUCUCUAUGAACUUUGCCUGCUUCCUGGUGCUGCUGCUGUUCAACAUUCUCCGGACGUACACGGUGUGCGGCGGCUUCCUAUAUUGGCUGUGUGUGUUGGUUCCCGUAGCCUUUUUGAGUGUCGUGUUCUACUUCAACCGUGAGAAGCUGCGCAAGCUGGCGGAGUCUGACCCGGCGCAGAUGACGUUCACCUGGACUGAACGAAACUCGGUGACUUACCCGAUGGUGGCGGUGCUUGCAGGUGUGUCAGCGGCCAUGCUUGGCAUCGGCGGUGGCCUUGUUCUGGGGUUUGUGCUGAACGAGGUGGGUAUAGCGCCUCAAGAAGCAUCGGUGACGAGCGGUAUGACCACCUUCUUCAUUGCCUUCUCGUCUGUGCUGCAGCUCCUCAUCACGGGUAGCCUUGUCGUUGACUUUGGCGUCGUCUUCUGCAUUGUCGGGCUAUGCAGCAGCGCCUUGGGCCAGCUAGUACUCAUGAAUUACAUUAAGAGGCGCGGCCUGAACUACCUCAUCAUUGGCUCUCUCGUCUUCGUCGUUGGUGGCUCGCUGGUUGCGCUCGGUGGCUACGGUAUCUACAGCGCCGUCAUCUCCACCCAGACAGGCGGCUCCGUGCUGGCGUUUGGCCGCCUCUGUGCGAAAGCGAAGUAG
Molecule: messenger RNA, 1536 nt
Organism: Leishmania major strain Friedlin
Lineage: Eukaryota; Euglenozoa; Kinetoplastea; Trypanosomatida; Trypanosomatidae
Exons: 1
Coding region: 1-1536 (511 amino acids)
Biological process (GO): protein ubiquitination
Cellular component (GO): Cul4A-RING E3 ubiquitin ligase complex; membrane
Source: RefSeq, a predicted model, not a curated record